UGCACAUGUCCUGUCCGGGGUGAGCCCAGUGUCCCGUCUGCGCCACGAGCCUGCGCUUUUUACUGAUUCGCUCCGUGUGCCGCCCCACCUCGCACUGCGAUCAGAGACCUUUGGUCCAGUCCAGGGUCGAGCGGCCGGUCCCUCGGUGACGUCAGCGCCCGCAGUCCUUCCCAGCCCUGCAUGCGCUAACGUCACCCGCGCCGUCAGCCUUACCUGGCUGUCGCCCCUGUCCUGUCCUGUCGCGUUGCGCUCAGUUGCUUUUUUUUUUUUUUUGUUUUUCCUUCCUGCUUGUGUCGCCUCGAAGGCUGAAGAAGCAGCAGCUCUGCCGCCGGAGGUCGCGCUUCUGCCUCGGCUGAGCACGCGGAGGAGCCGGGCAGGGCUGCGGCACUCGCAGGGACGGUAGCAGGAGGCGCAGGCUCCGCUCUCUUACAGCACACGGAGCCUCACGGAGCCACAGGACCGGUUUGCCGAGCCACCACGCGCACCUGCCAUGGCUCAGGACAAAGAGAGGACGCGGCGCGCGUUACUGGAGCUGCAGCGGAGACCCGGCAACGAUACGUGCGCGGACUGCGGGGCGCCAGAUCCGGACUGGGCGUCCUUCACGCUCGGCGUGUUCAUCUGUGCCACCUGCACUGGGAUCCACCGCGGCAUCUCGCAGAUCAGCAAGGUCAAGUCGGUGCAGCUGGACGCCUGGGAGCCCGUGGAGGUGGAGUUCAUCGGCUCCACUGGAAACGAUGCUGCGAAGGCCAAGUACGAGCAGAAGGUGCCACCUUUCUACUACCGACCGACAGCCUCUGACUGCCAGGUGCUGAAGGAGCAGUGGAUUCGGGCACGCUAUGCCAGGAAGGAGUUCAUUUACACAGAGCGGCAGGAGCCAUACUCUGCAGGCUACCGAGAAGGCAUCCUGUGGAAGCGUGGCAGAGACAACGGGCAGUUCUUGAGCAGGAAGUUCAUCUUGUCGGAGCGAGAAGGUGUCCUCAAGUACUUCAACAAGCACGAAGCAAGAGAGCCCAAGGCUGUCAUGAAGAUCGAGUGCCUCAAUGCCACCUUCCAGCCGGUGAAGAUUGGGAACCCCAAUGGGCUGCAGGUCACUUACCUGAAGGACAACAGCACCAGGAACAUCUUUGUGUACCACGACGACGGCAAGGAGAUCGUCGACUGGUUCAAUGCCAUCCGAGCAGCCCGCUUCCACUAUCUCCAGGUGGCCUUCCCGGGAGCGAGUGAUGUGGACCUGGUGCCAAAGCUGACGAGGAACUACGUGAAGGAGGGCUACAUGGAGAAGACGGGCCCGAAGCACACCGAAGGCUUUAAGAAGCGGUGGUUCACCAUGGACGACAGGAGGCUCAUGUACUUUAAGGACCCCUUGGAUGCCUACGCCCGAGGCGAAGUGUUCAUCGGAAGCAAAGAGAACCAUUACUUGGUCCUGCCGGGGCUCCCGCCGUCGACCCAAGGCUACCACUGGCAGCAUGGCAUCACCAUUGUGACGCCCGACAGGAAGUUCCUGUUCACCUGUGAGACGGAAUUCGAGCAGCACCUGUGGAUCGAGGCGUUCCAGAAGGCCAUCAACAGGCCGAUGCUCCCCCAGGAGUACGCAGUGGAGGCUCACUUUAAGCACAAGCCCUGAGGGGGGUGCCGUCCCAGAAAGCGGAUCUCCAGUGCAGAGACUCCCAGCGUCCACGCCAGGUGGCCAUGAGGGGCAGCGGCAUGUUGGGUGGUCCUAGGCGGCCUUCCAUUCUGCAUUCCAAGUGACUGGGGACCCAGCUGGUGGAGCGUUGGACCAUGAGCUGCUGCACCGGUGGCCGAUGGCCCCUUCGACAGCCAUUGGGACUAAAAAAACCAAACAAGUUGGACCCUCAAUCCCCCGCUCCCGCCCAAGACCCCAACAUGUCCCCCUCGGCAUUGAGCUGUGACUGUGGCCUUCAGCACUGCCUGGCCCGUUGUCCCCUGGGCUUCGUUAUCCCUGUAGAGACUGAGACCCUCCGUCCACCUUGAGCUUGGGAGCCCUGGAUGUCUCCAGCGUGUUAUAGUGCCUCUCACGGUGCUGGUACCGGGCACCCAUGAACUGGCCCGGGGAGAUACGAGUGGCGCAUGGCUGCUGUCUGAUUGUUUGCCAGCUCUGAGCUGUCGCUGUGUCCCCUCGGUGUCCCUUGUGCUGUUUUUUAUCAACCUCCCUGAGGACAGAAUUCAUGAAAGGCUCAGUAGGUUUGUGGGUAAAUUGGCAUGCGGGGGGCUUUGUUUUUGUGGGCAGGAUGCGGGCUCCAAACCUGGCAGUGACAAAUGCUGGUAAAAAUGACCUGCUGAUCAUGAAAGGCACUAUAUAACAAUUGACUGACUCGCAUGCACUCUGCUCUAACAGACUCGUGUAGCUGUGAAGUACCCGCUGUGAAAGGCACUAUGUAAAGACUGGCACGGGGGCACAUUGGUGCUUUAUAGCACCACCUCUGGCGUCCUACUCUUAACUGGAGCUGCAGUGCCAAGUUGUGCCACUAGUAGGCAGUAUCACUGAAGGCUUCCCAGGACCCUUUGAGUUGAAAUUCAGAGGGGAUGUUUAGAGGAUGGCACGAGUGCCAAGCUGGUGUUUCUCAGCAUUAGUGGCAUGAUUGUGCUUUGAGGAAUGGAACCUCAUUGGCUAAAGCAGCAAGGAGCCACGCCGGUGUGCACUUGAACCCGGGUCUGGGAGUGCAAGUCUGCCCAUUCAGGUCAUGCUGACACUCCGGGCAUGUGAUCCCCAGAUUGGCCUCAGGGAGGCACUGUAAUGGUGGCAUGCCUUGGCUCUGCCCAUUUUCUGGUGUCUGCAGAUGGUGGUGGGCUCCUCCACCCUCAUGCUUGAAUCCUUCUGACUGUGCCAGUUCCGUCAGCUUUGAUCUCUUGUCUCCACCAAGUGUGCCCACCUCUCAGUCCAGUCAGCUCUUCAAGAGCUGCUGUUCUCUUCCUGGCAUACAAUGCCCUCUUCAGUCCGGCUGGGUGUCCACAUGGAGACCAGGCCGAUGUCCCUGUUCUGCUCUGUCUUUGUUUAGUGCCUUUCCAGGACCCAAUGCUUUAAAAAACCAAACCAAAACUACCCAUGUGUGGCACCAGUCAAUGCCAACCCAGGUUAGUCCAUCAAUGCCCCAGUUUGUGGCCUCUUACUGAAAACCAAAGCCGUGCCCACAGGGACAAUGGUGACUGCAGGGUCAGAGUUCACCUUCGUGGGCAUGUGGACCAAACUCCAUACCGGGCAGCCAGUGGGCAGAGUCUGCCAACAGGACCCGCUGGUCCUUCCCUUUUCAAUGUCGCGUGUCCUCCGGUGCAUUAAAGCGAAGAUUUCACA
Erpetoichthys calabaricus (reedfish) is the source of this 3310-nucleotide messenger RNA. RefSeq names its product arf-GAP with dual PH domain-containing protein 1. Gene Ontology annotation, biological process: positive regulation of GTPase activity. The record is from RefSeq and is a predicted model, not a curated record. Gene Ontology annotation, cellular component: plasma membrane; intracellular membrane-bounded organelle. Bases 491 to 1624 code for a protein of 377 amino acids. Gene Ontology annotation, molecular function: GTPase activator activity; phosphatidylinositol bisphosphate binding. The transcript has 11 exons. Lineage: Eukaryota; Metazoa; Chordata; Cladistia; Polypteriformes; Polypteridae.